Cuscuta epithymum is the source of this 1194-nucleotide messenger RNA. NCBI's taxonomy places the organism in Eukaryota, Viridiplantae, Streptophyta, Magnoliopsida, Solanales, Convolvulaceae. The record is from the annotation of a GenBank genome assembly.
UGAUUUGCAUGUGCCUAUUAGGUGUUGCUACAUAUCCUAAUUUAUACUCCCACGCAGUAUGAUAAUGAACACAUCCGGUGCACUAUAGAGCAAAAGUACCAGAUCUCUCUCUCAGCGAGUCCAAAUCCAGUGGAACCCCAUCCCUUGCUUUACAUCAUAAAACCUCCCUACAAAAUCUAUCUCCACUUCAUACACCCUCCCCUCUCUUUCGUUUUUUUGUUGUUUAACUCAGAACCCCAUCCAAACAAAGAUGGCAACUCAAAGGCGCAACUUAGCAGCGGCAGCGGCAGCUUCCAUGGAUCCCACCUUGAAAAAACCCCAUCAGCCCAUUCCCUCCGCCACCGCCCACCGCCAACCCCGCCCAGAUCCUAAACCCACCACCACCAUCCACUCCAUCUCCCGCCACUUCUCCAAUCUCUACACCAAUCACAAGCACCACCUUUUCUCCGCAUCCUUAAAGGACGACCCUGUCGUUGACUCUUCUUGCCCAGCGCUGACCAAGUCAAAGAGCCAGCACCACGCCGGCACAAAACCGCAGCCAAUCAAGAAAUCGCACAAAGAACAGCCUCCCGAGUUCAUAAUCGUCCAGAAAGGCGGCGGCGGCGGCGGUGGAGGCGGCGGAGGAAUCAAGAAAGCUUCAGACGAUCUUGAUCUGAGCGGUGGGUAUGUGGAGAAGGAGGAGGUGAAGAAGGGGCGGCCGUCUCUGUCACUACAAAUGGGCGGCGGCAUUGGCGGCGGCGGAGGGAGAAGAAGGUCAUUUUCGAGCCCCCAGAUUGAGCUAGCUGAUUUCUUCUCUUGCAAUAGCGUGAAGGUGGUUGCCGUAGAUAUGCCGCCGUAUAUGCAGAUUCACGCCGUCGGUUGUGCAAGAAAGGUUUUUGACAGCUUGGAGAAGUUCACCUCUAAAGCCCUGGCCUUUUCCCUCAAAAAGGAAUUCGAUGGGGUAUAUGGACCAGCCUGGCACUGCAUAGUUGGUAAGAGUUUUGGAUCUUUUGUAACACAUUCAGUGGGAGGCUUCAUAUAUUUCUCCAUGGAUCCUAAGCUGUAUAUACUCUUGUUCAAGACCACAGUACAGAGAGCAGAUUGAUAUGCAUAUAUAUAUAUGUCUGGGAUUUGAUAUCCUGCCCACCAUUUUAGUCUCUCAAAAUCAACAUCCAGGAAAAGAACUAGAAGAAGAAGAUAGAGCGCAUUAAUUGC